Alternaria ventricosa is the source of this 1179-nucleotide messenger RNA. RefSeq lists its product as uncharacterized. Gene Ontology annotation, cellular component: endoplasmic reticulum; COPII-coated ER to Golgi transport vesicle; endoplasmic reticulum membrane. Lineage: Eukaryota; Fungi; Ascomycota; Dothideomycetes; Pleosporales; Pleosporaceae. The transcript is spliced from 3 exons. The record is from RefSeq and is a predicted model, not a curated record. Bases 1 to 1179 code for a protein of 392 amino acids. Gene Ontology annotation, biological process: endoplasmic reticulum to Golgi vesicle-mediated transport; retrograde vesicle-mediated transport, Golgi to endoplasmic reticulum.
AUGAACGGCUACGGGGAUAACGGGCACGACGAGGAUCCAUUUGGUCCAGCCAAGGGCGGCAUUGUGUCCAGUUUCGAUGCUUUUCCUAAAACCAAGAAGACGUACCUCGUACAAGGCCGCAACUCCUCGGCCUGGACCGUGACGCUCAUCAUAACAUGCAUCUACCUCGCCUGGUCCGAGAUCGCGCGCUGGUUCGCCGGCACGACCACACAAUCAUUCGCCGUCGAGAAAGGCGUAGCCCACGGCAUGCGGAUAAACCUCGACAUGAUAGUAGCCAUGCGCUGCGCCGACCUUCACGUCAACAUGCAAGAUGCUGCCGGUGACCGCACCCUGGCUGGCGAGCUUCUGCGCAAAGACCCAACAUCAUGGGCGCAAUGGACCGGCAAGAACGCCGAGAGCGGGACACACGAACUAGGCAAAGAUAAGAAAGUUGGAUGGGAUGAUAUCGAGGACGUACAUGAGCAGCUGGGCAAGGCGCGGAAGAGCAAGUUCAGCAAGACACCGCGCGUGCGCGGACAGACUGACAGCUGCCGUAUCUACGGCAGUAUCAUUGGAAACAAGGUACAAGGCGACUUCCACAUCACGGCUAGGGGCCACGGAUACAUGGAGUUUGGAGAGCAUCUUGACCAUUCCACAUUCAACUUCUCGCACAUCAUCCGCGAAAUGUCCUUCGGCCCAUACUACCCUUCGCUCGUCAACCCCCUCGACAACACCAUCGCCGUAACACCAACACCCCAAGACAAAUUCUACAAAUUCCAAUACUACGUCUCCAUCGUCCCAACUAUCUACACCGACGACGCUUCCAUGAUCCCCUACCUUACAUCCAGCACAUCCGAAGAAGACACGCCCUUCUCAAACAUGUUCCACACCACCCACGCCAUCAAAACUAACCAAUACGCCGUUACAUCGCAGUCCCACAAGGUCGCCGAAACUUACGUACCGGGUAUCUUCGUCAAGUUCGAUAUCGAGCCUAUUCUGCUGGCGGUGGUGGAGGAGUGGGGUGGCUUCUGGAGGCUGAUUGUUAGGCUGGUGAAUGUUGUGAGUGGUGUUAUGGUUGCGGGGAGUUGGGCGUGGCAGAUGUUUGAUUGGGCGAGUGAGGUUAUGGGCAAGAGACGGAGGAGGGGUGAUGGUGUGGGUGUGUUGGGGACACCGUCGGUAGAGAAGAAGAGCUGGGAUUAG